UCAAAGUACAGUAAUGGCCGAUGAUUUAGGACUGUCUGGAGCUCCGCUAGGGAUAGCAGUGGCUGUGAUUUCAAGCUUUAUUAAUGGCUCGACAUUUGUGCUUCAGAAAAAGGGGAUACUGCGGUCUCGUAGCAAAGGAUGUUCGUACCUCACAGAUGCGGUGUGGUGCAGUGGUACACUGUGUAUGAUAAUUGGCCAAAUUGGAAACUUCCUGGCAUAUAACCUGGCCCCUGCUGUGAUAGUUACACCUUUAGGGGCUCUUGGAGUGCUUUUUGGUGCUGUGCUGGCUUCUUGGAUCCUGGAGGAACAUUUAAACAUCCUCGGGAAGCUCGGAUGUGUGCUCUGUUGCAGUGGUGCGGUCUUGUUGAUUAUCCACGCCCCUAAAGAGGUGGCCGCAUCUAGAGAGGAGUUCGAAGAAAGGCUGUCAGAUCCAGUGUUUGUAACUUACAUCGUGCUCGUGGUCCUGCUUUUGAUCGCUCUGAUCGUGUGGGUCGCUCCGGCUCACGGCACAUCCAACAUCAUGGUGUACGUCGCUAUAUGUUCGCUCCUGGGAAGCUUCACCGUUCCGAGCAGCAAAGGGCUUGGCUUGGUGGCCCCUGAUGUGUUUACUGAGGGGCCGUCGAACACCAGAGCCCUGGCUCUCUUCCUUGGCCUGCUGGGGGCGCUAGCGCUCAGCAUCCUGAUCCAGUUCUUCUUCAUCAAUAAAGCCUUGGAGAGCUUCAGCUCCAACAUAUUCGAAGCUAUAUAUUACGUGACGUUCACGUCCACCGUGAUCUUUGCCUCUGCCCUCCUGUUCAAGGAGUGGACGGCACUCACGGUGAGCGACAGCCUGGCCAUGCUCUGUGGUUUAACAACGGUGUGUGUAGGAGUGAUCUUACUUAGAAUCUCCCAGGAAGCUCUGAUUACUUGGAAGGAGAAAGAGGCACGGACAAAAUCAGACUGAAACUCUGUUUGCUCUGAACUACCUCCCAUAUUAGUGACCAAAGCUACAAGAUGCAUCGGUCAGCCGUGACCUUUGACCAGAUCAAUGUGAGGAAGAAAACAGUGAGUGUGUCGUGGCAGUUUAUAAAUGAACAGAAGCUCAGAUUUGGUAUAAAAGAAAAUGACAUUCUGUGCCUAAAGGGUUUGUGUCAACAGCAGAAAUAAGGAUUCAGUUAACUCAGGGGUUGGCAAACCAAACUGCUCAAAGAGCCAUAUUGGACCAAAAAACCAAAAAAUAAAUCUGUCUGGAGCUGCAAAAAUGUAAAAGUCUUAUAUAUGCCUCGUAUGAAACUAAGUGUAUUA
Molecule: messenger RNA, 1284 nt
Organism: Cyprinodon variegatus (sheepshead minnow)
Lineage: Eukaryota; Metazoa; Chordata; Actinopteri; Cyprinodontiformes; Cyprinodontidae
Gene: nipa1
Product: non imprinted in Prader-Willi/Angelman syndrome 1
Exons: 5
Coding region: 14-943 (309 amino acids)
Biological process (GO): magnesium ion transport
Cellular component (GO): membrane
Molecular function (GO): magnesium ion transmembrane transporter activity
Source: RefSeq, a predicted model, not a curated record